Messenger RNA from Etheostoma cragini (Arkansas darter), 1799 nucleotides. RefSeq names its product perforin-1-like. The transcript has 5 exons. Bases 78 to 1799 code for a protein of 573 amino acids. Gene Ontology annotation, biological process: immune response. Gene Ontology annotation, cellular component: membrane attack complex. NCBI's taxonomy places the organism in Eukaryota, Metazoa, Chordata, Actinopteri, Perciformes, Percidae. The record is from RefSeq and is a predicted model, not a curated record.
CUCCACCUCCACAUUACCACUAUAACAUUGGUCAGCUAUUGUUAGUUACUGAACAGAGCUUGCUGUCAACAGCCAAGAUGCCGAGGCUGUGGCAUCUCCUGCUCCUGUGCUGGGCAUGGAGUCCUCUGUGUCUUCCAUCCAGUGUUAGCUUCAUUGGUACACCACAGCAGUGUGAAAAGGCUCACUUUGUCCCUGGUUACAAUCUGGGGGGAGAAGGCUUCGACAUUGUCACGAUGGAGCGGAAAGGUGCCUAUGUCAUCGACACUGAAACAUGGAAUCUUGGCAACGGCACUUGCAGGCUAUACACAAACGGCUACAUGAAUAGAGAGAGCCAGAAGGUCCCAGCUGCCAUGGUGGACUGGAGAACCCUCCCAAAGUGUAGUUUAAAGGUCUCCAGUACCCAGUAUGAUUCUGUCGAAACUCUUGUCAAUGAUUCUACAUCAUCCGUUUCCAAUGAUUGGAAAAUUGGCCUUGAAAUCCCUGUGACUCCGUCUGCCACUGUUGGUGCCGGUUUAGGAGGUUCUCACUCCAAAGAAUCUACCUUUGCCAUGCAAAAGUCUAAACAAGACCACUACAGCUUCUUGAGCCACUCUGUUUACUGUAGCUUCUACCGCUACAGAAUGGCAACAAAACCUCCACUGAGUUAUGACUUUAAAUCAUCUGUGAACUCCCUUCCAUCCUACUCACGUAAGACAGAGCCAUCAUAUCGCAGUCUGAUUGACACAUAUGGUACACAUUUCAUCACACAAGUGUCUCUGGGAGGGGAAAUAAAAGCAAACACUGCUAUCAGGACCUGCCAGACAACCAUGAAUGGACUGUCAGAAACGGAAGUCAAAGACUGUUUGUCAGUUGAGGCCUCUGCUAGCUUUGCAAGUACAGCUAGCAUUAAGGCCGAGUACAAACACUGUCAGGAAAAGAAGAAGAAGUUAGGCUCUAAUCAAAGUUUCAGCAGCGCAUUUAAUGAACGUACCACAGAGAUCAUUGGUGGAAACCUCAACGAGGCUGACAUCCUCUUUGAAGGCCAAUCAAACCCCUCUGUCUAUAACAACUGGCUUAGCUCACUGAAAACCACACCUGAUGUGGUCCGAUACAACAUAAAUCCUCUGCACACCUUACUGCCAAGCGAUCAUAUUGCCAGAGACGGACUGAAGCAAGAGGUGCAGAAGUACAUCAUGAAAAAUGCAGUAUUGAAAAAAUGCUCAGAAACCUGUAAUAUUGGGCACAGAUCCAGCAAAAGAGAUCCUUGUGCUUGUGUUUGCAUCGGUAAUCAGAAUAUCAAGUCAAACUGCUGUCCUGCUGGGAAAGGUCUCGCAACAUUAAAGGUUUUCAAGCUCUAUGCAGAAGGUCUUUAUGGUGAUAAGUGGUCUCAGACUGAUGGUUCAGUGGAGGUUGCUUACGGUGAUAAGAAUAAGCGUACUUCCAUCAUAAGUAACAAUGACUAUCCUAAAUGGCACGAGACAUUUGAGUUUGGACCCAUCGUCAUUAACAUGAAUAACAAACUUACGUUCAGUAUUUAUGAUGAGGACAAUUACUGGAACAGUGAUCUGCUUGGUGUGUGUACAUUUAAUCUGCGUAGGGGAAAAGUGAGCGAAAGCUGCAUGUUAGAGCACGGUACGUUCUUCUUCUCCUACAUAGUGGAGUGUGCACAAAGUCUUGGUGGUGACCAAUGUCAAGAAUACUUACCCUCCCCAAUGAGUCCCUCUUUGGCCAGGGUCUUCUACACUAGAAACGGGGUCCUUCUUGGAGAGAUAGGGAAGAGAAAUGCUCAAUCAGUCAGUCAGGCUAAGGUCAGCAGUUGA